AUGCCAGCCGCCAAAGCCGAAGAAAAGGGCGAGUCCUCGACUACUGCUACCAAAUCAGCCCUUUCUGCCUCUACAAAUGGAGCCCCCAAUUAUGAGCUGCCAUGGCAAUAUCGUCCCGUCUUCCUCGACGAUGUUGUCGGCAACACCGAAACGAUUGAACGACUAAAAAUCAUUGCCAAAGAGGGCAACAUGCCGCACGUCAUCAUAUCCGGCAUGCCUGGUAUCGGCAAGACGACGAGCGUGCUCUGCCUGGCGCGUGAGCUCUUGGGCGAGUCGUAUAAGGAGGCUGUCCUCGAGCUCAACGCCAGUGAUGAGCGCGGCAUUGACGUUGUGCGCAACCGAAUCAAGGGCUUUGCGCAAAAAAAGGUGACGCUGCCGCCCGGCCGCCACAAGCUCAUCAUCCUCGACGAGGCCGACAGCAUGACAUCGGGCGCGCAGCAGGCUCUGCGGCGCACCAUGGAAAUCUACUCCAACACGACACGGUUCGCCUUUGCAUGCAACAUGUCCAACAAGAUCAUCGAGCCCCUCCAAUCCCGAUGCGCCAUCCUCCGCUACGCCAAGCUCACCGACGCGCAGGUCGUCAAGCGGCUGCUGCAGAUCAUCGAGGCCGAAAAGGUGGAAUACAGCGACGACGGGUUGGCCGCGCUUGUCUUUAGCGCUGAAGGCGAUAUGCGACAAGCCAUCAACAACCUGCAGUCGACCUAUUCUGGGUUCGGCUUCGUCUCGGGCGACAACGUCUUCAAAGUGGUGGACUCGCCGCAUCCGAUCAAGGUGCAGGCGAUGAUCAAGGCCUGCUACGAGGGCAACGUCGACUCGGCACUCGACGCGCUGCGUGAGUUGUGGGACCUCGGAUACUCGAGCCACGACAUCAUCAGCACUAUGUUCAAAGUCACCAAGACGAUUCCGACGCUGAGCGAACAUUCAAAGCUCGAGUUCAUCAAGGAGAUUGGCUUCACGCACAUGAAAAUUCUCGAGGGCGUGCAGACGUUGCUGCAGCUGAGCGGCUGCGUAGCGGAGGCUGUGGUCGGCCUCAAUCAUGCCGCCGAGCACCAUGGCGGACAUUUGCACGAACCUGGCGCCGAUUAG
This is a messenger RNA of Cordyceps militaris CM01, 1086 nucleotides long. RefSeq names its product activator 1 37 kDa subunit. Gene Ontology annotation, molecular function: ATP hydrolysis activity; ATP binding; DNA binding. Gene Ontology annotation, biological process: DNA repair; DNA-templated DNA replication. Bases 1 to 1086 code for a protein of 361 amino acids. Gene Ontology annotation, cellular component: Ctf18 RFC-like complex; Elg1 RFC-like complex; nucleus. NCBI's taxonomy places the organism in Eukaryota, Fungi, Ascomycota, Sordariomycetes, Hypocreales, Cordycipitaceae. The record is from RefSeq and is a predicted model, not a curated record. The transcript is spliced from 3 exons.